Messenger RNA from Fusarium poae, 237 nucleotides. RefSeq lists its product as uncharacterized. The record is from RefSeq and is a predicted model, not a curated record. Lineage: Eukaryota; Fungi; Ascomycota; Sordariomycetes; Hypocreales; Nectriaceae. Gene Ontology annotation, cellular component: mitochondrion. The transcript is spliced from 3 exons. Gene Ontology annotation, biological process: mitochondrial respiratory chain complex II assembly. Bases 1 to 237 code for a protein of 78 amino acids.
AUGGCUCGCCUCUCGGGACUUCAAAAGGAGGUUCUUGCCCUCUACCGCAAUUGUCUCAGAGAGACGCGAAAGAAGCCACAGGCUACUCGACCACACUUUGAGAGCUUUGCGAGAAAUGAGUUUGCUCGAAACUUGAGCAUUGACAAAAGAGAUUUUGCCGCCAUUGAGUUCCUCUUGCGGAAGGGACGACGCCAACUUGAAGUCUACGGAUCACCCGGUAUCAAGGAUAUUAAAUAA